AUGAGUGACAUGAAAUUUUGCUGCAAAUGCAACAACCUUCUGUACCCAAAGGAGAACAAGGAGCAGAGGAUUCUUCUCUACGCUUGCCGCACCUGCGAUCACGAGGAGAUUGCAGAUAGUAACAUUGUCUAUAGAAAUGAGAUACGCCAGUCUGUUGAACGGCGCCCUGAAGAGCUGGAAAAUAUAGCUUCAGAUCCAACUCUUCCUCGCACCAAGUCUGUUCGCUGCUCUAAGUGCAAUAAUGGAGAAGCUGUCUUUUUCCGAGCAAAGGCCACAGGAGAAGACGACAUGUCACUGGUUUUUGUUUGCUCCAACCUAGCUUGUAGCCACCGUUGGAAGGACUAG
Abrus precatorius (Indian licorice) is the source of this 345-nucleotide messenger RNA. Its product is annotated as DNA-directed RNA polymerases II, IV and V subunit 9B. Gene Ontology annotation, biological process: transcription-coupled nucleotide-excision repair; maintenance of transcriptional fidelity during transcription elongation by RNA polymerase II; transcription initiation at RNA polymerase II promoter. The record is from RefSeq and is a predicted model, not a curated record. The transcript is spliced from 4 exons. NCBI's taxonomy places the organism in Eukaryota, Viridiplantae, Streptophyta, Magnoliopsida, Fabales, Fabaceae. Bases 1 to 345 code for a protein of 114 amino acids. Gene Ontology annotation, molecular function: nucleic acid binding; DNA-directed RNA polymerase activity; zinc ion binding. Gene Ontology annotation, cellular component: RNA polymerase II, core complex.